UUCACACAACCAAGACAAGUAAACAGCAGCACUAGUAGAUUUCCCGAGUGACAAGUUCAGCGCAACAUGGAGCACCAGGGACACGGCACCGGCGAGAAGAAGGGCAUCAUGGAGAACAUCAAGGAGAAGCUCCCCGGUGGCCAAGGUGACCACCAGCAGACCGCUGGCACCCACGGGCAGCAUGGACACACUGGAAUGACAGGCACGGAGAUGCAUGACACCACGGCCACCGGCGGCACCCAUGGGCAGCAGGGGCUUACCGGAACGACUGGCACUGGGACACACGGCACCGGGGAGAAGAAGGGCGUCAUGGAGAACAUCAAGGAGAAGCUCCCCGGUGGCCACGGCGACCACCAGCAGACCGGUGGAGCCUACGGGCAGCAGGGACACACCGGCACGGCGACGCAUGGCACUCCGGCUGGCGGCGGCACCUACGGGCAGCAUGCACACACUGGAAUGACCGGCACGGAGACGCACGGCACCACGGCCACCGGCGGCACCCAUGGGCAGCACGGACACGCCGGAACGACUGGCACUGGGACACACGGCACCGACGGGGUGGGCGAGAAGAAGAGCCUCAUGGACAAGAUCAAGGACAAGCUGCCUGGACAGCACUGAGCCCGGUGUGCCGACGGCCGCUCCCUUGCAGAAUAAUAACCCUACCGUGUAUAAAUUGAUCUGAGUCUAGUUCACCUAGCUCACUUGGCCGUUGGAGGAGCGAAUGUAUCUUGUAUCUUGUUUAAAGUUUUCACGGACAAUAUUGUGUUCACGGUUUU
Molecule: messenger RNA, 776 nt
Organism: Triticum aestivum (bread wheat)
Lineage: Eukaryota; Viridiplantae; Streptophyta; Magnoliopsida; Poales; Poaceae
Product: cold-shock protein CS120-like
Exons: 2
Coding region: 67-618 (183 amino acids)
Biological process (GO): response to water deprivation; response to abscisic acid; cold acclimation
Cellular component (GO): cytosol
Source: RefSeq, a predicted model, not a curated record